This is a messenger RNA of Staurois parvus, 304 nucleotides long. Lineage: Eukaryota; Metazoa; Chordata; Amphibia; Anura; Ranidae. The record is from the annotation of a GenBank genome assembly.
CAUGCCGGGGAUGGACACAUAGGAUAACAUGCCGGGGAUGGACACACAGGAUAACAUGCCGGGGAUGGACACACAUAGGAUAACACGCCGGGGAUGGACACAUAGGAUAACAUGCCGGGGAUGGACACAUAGGAUAACAUGCCGGGGAUGGACACAUAGGAUAACAUGCCGGGGAUGGACACCUAGGAUAACAUGCCGGGGGGAUGGACACGUAGGAUAACAUGCCGGGGAUGGACACGUAGGAUAACACGCCGGGGAUGGACACACAGGAUAACAUGCUGGGGAUGGACACAUAGGAUAACAU